This is a messenger RNA of Suillus bovinus, 1653 nucleotides long. RefSeq lists its product as uncharacterized. Gene Ontology annotation, biological process: positive regulation of catalytic activity. The record is from RefSeq and is a predicted model, not a curated record. The transcript has 4 exons. Gene Ontology annotation, cellular component: cell periphery; fungal-type vacuole. NCBI's taxonomy places the organism in Eukaryota, Fungi, Basidiomycota, Agaricomycetes, Boletales, Suillaceae. The coding region runs from base 177 to 1436 and encodes 419 amino acids.
CAUCUCGGCACUUGAUCAAUAUUUGCACUUCUACAUUUACCAAAAUCUGUGUAUAGACAGCACAGCGGCGGAUGGCCUGAACAACAAUAACCGACCAGCGUUCAAUAUAAUCUGCACUAGCUGGUCCCGGGCCCUAAGCCUCAUUUUUUUCUGCUUUUUUUUUUUUAUCUUUGCCCAUGUCUCUAUCAGCUGCCAGUACUCGAAAACCUCCAUCGAUCCCGUCAAAUAGCAGUCUUGCAGCAUCAGUCCGGAGUCAUGCACUUGCAGUACCUUCAGCGGCAAGAACAGUCAUUACUGCACCACCUUGGGCGCAAGACGAACCUCCUUCUCCCACAGAUGAUGACUAUCAUGAACAUGACCAGAGACCAUCCGACCUCGCCGCUUCUCGUUCGUCAUUGGGAGGAUCAAAUGGAAUUUGGUCCGAGCAGCAAUCACCGUGGGGGACGUUCGCACGUUCUCGAGAACCUCAGGGAGAGCCAUCGAGUCAAGCGGCUGGCAAGAUAGGUGCUGCCUACCAAAAUCGACCACCUUUAUCAUCGUACUUCAAUCCCCAGUCGCACAAUGAGUCCGAAUUUCAGACGGUCUCCCCAGCGGAGAAGGGUGCUGUGCAUUUUCAUGCCGAGUCCUCCGCGCCUUUCACUUUACCUUGCAAUAAAACACCUGGUUGGGACACGCCAUGGGAACCAACACGCAAUUUCCCUACAAAUGAUUGUUCCAAUCUUGGGGUGACUGGAGAUCACUCAGAUAAUGAGUCAGGAGACAGGUCUAACUCUGGGAUAUCUAGAAAGAAGCGUUUUAGAACUUUCAUUCUUACGAAUAUAUAUGUGCCACUGCUUUUUAGAUUCAUCAAUAUAACAUUUACAGCUGCGGCCCUUGCGGUGGCUAUCAGGAUACGUAUCGUUGAAUUGCACGAUAGUAUCAUGGGAAUCGUAGGAAGUUCUCCAACCUUGGUGAUAAUAUUUGCACCUCUGACUUUGGUUCAUGUUAUGGUGGCGAUAUAUGCAAGUUUCUCCACCUUGAUUUCUCAUCACCAUCUUAUUCCAUUACAGCUCGAAUAUUUCGGUCGCCCCAUGGGAUUAUGGCGAACAUCUGCCAAACUUGCACAUACCCUCCUCGAAGUUUGUUUCAUCUGUGCAUGGUCCGCGGCGUUUUCUCUCUGUUUCGACAAUUUCUUCACUUCUCUUAUUCCCUGUGCCUCGGCAAGAAGCAUUGCAUGGUAUGACGAACUCAGUCGGCCAGAGCUAACACUUCCGAACCUUGGACGAAAUGAGGGUGGAGUGGGAGAUACGCUGUGUGACUAUCAACUUGCAUUGAUUUGCCUGGUUGGAGUUGGCCUUGUCACGUAUUGCAUCAACAUUGUCAUCAGCCUCUUCAGGAUUUUUGAGAAAGUCAAGUCGUAUGCUGGCUUUCGCCCUACAAUACCCGGGCCAUUUUAGCGCUUUACGCGGCACGUAUACUGUUCUAUCCUAGUUUAUACCACAUGGAUCCAUUAUUUUCAUGCUACACUGCGUAUAUUUCUUCAUUAUCACGGACUAUUAACAUUUUAGGCGCUUCAGCGUGGUGUAUUAUCUACAUACCUGUCCUCAUCCACGUGUACCAUUAAAAUGGAACAACUCGUUCUAGAGUAGCAUUAAAGACCAGAUCAUUGAAUUG